Messenger RNA from Zea mays, 440 nucleotides. RefSeq names its product nuclear pore complex protein NUP96. The record is from RefSeq and is a predicted model, not a curated record. Lineage: Eukaryota; Viridiplantae; Streptophyta; Magnoliopsida; Poales; Poaceae. The transcript is spliced from 3 exons. Bases 111 to 440 code for a protein of 109 amino acids.
AUCAGGAGGUCUGGAGGAUCACAAGUGCAUUGGAGAACCACAAGUAUGAAAUUGUUGACUGGGACCUUGGUGCCGGAAUAUACAUAGACUUCUACGUUCUGAAGAACUCAAUGCAAGAAAGAAAUGCCAUGGAUGAUUCGGGUUCACUCGAGGAGAUGAGUGAAUCAUGCAGAAGUUUCUUUGGCCGAUUAAACGAGUCGUUAUUAGUCUGGGGAAGCAAAUUACCUGUUGAGUCAAGUGUCGUGUUUGACAGGGCAUGCUACUCGAAGAUGGCAGAGGAGCUAUGCGCGCUUCUGGUGGACACCCCAAGCGAGACGCUGAACCUACCCAUGGGAUGUCUUCUAACGAUGCUCAACGCUCCAGUUCCGGAUGAGAGCAGGUCGUCGUACCUGCAGGACGCACUCUCCGUCUUCACCGAAAUCCUUUGCAGCGAUCCGUAG